AUGGAUUAUAAUUAUGAUGUCAUUUUAGCCACAAUUUGUGCAUAUUUUCUACUAUUUUCUAUGUACGUGGUGCAUGGCACUAAAAGCACUAUAUCGACAUGCAACCAAACCCCAUAUCCCCAAGUGUGCCACCAUUUCCUCAACACUAAUCACCUCUCAACCCUAGACGAUAAAACCACCGUCUGCUUCCAUGACUUAGCCCUAAAAGCCACCAUGAAGCAAGCGGUCGAAGCCCACCGCCUCGUCUCCACCAUGGACUCAGACUCCUUCGGCGAGCGAGGCAAAUCGGCGUGGCAAGAUUGCCUUGAACUCUACAAGGACACGGUUGAUCUCCUCAACCGUUCCGUGAACUCCAACAACAAGAAUCCUUUGGACACUCACACAUGGUUAAGUGCAUCUCUUGCCAACCAACAUACUUGCCGAAACGGCUUCACUGAUUUCCAAAUCCCUUCCCACUACGACUCCUUCCCUUCCAUGCUGAGUAACUUCUCGAAGUUGCUCAGCAAUUCACUGGCCAUCAACAAGGCUACUAAUCCAUCGACCGCGACGUCGUUUAGUAAACAAGUUCGCAGUCGACGGCUGCUCUCCGAUGGCUUCCCCGAAUGGGUUUCCGCCGCAGACCGGAAGCUUCUACAAUCCGGUGGGGCGGCAGAAAAAGCGGAUAUCGUAGGGGCCCAAGACGGAUCGGGUGGUUUCAAGACUAUUUCGGAGGCCGUGGAGGCAGCAAAAAACCUAGGUGGAGGGAGUAAGAGGAUUGUUGUGUACGUGAAAGCGGGCGUUUACAAUGAAAAUGUCGAGAUCAAGAACGAUAUCAAGAACUUGAUGUUUGUUGGGGAUGGCAUAGACGCCACAAUCGUUACAGGGAAUAGGAACAACGUAGAUGGUUCAACAACUUUUCAAUCUGCCACUUUUGGUGAGUAUUGUGCUAAUUUAUAG
Messenger RNA from Morus notabilis, 936 nucleotides. Its product is annotated as probable pectinesterase/pectinesterase inhibitor 6. Gene Ontology annotation, biological process: cell wall modification. Lineage: Eukaryota; Viridiplantae; Streptophyta; Magnoliopsida; Rosales; Moraceae. The coding region runs from base 1 to 936 and encodes 311 amino acids. The transcript has a single exon. Gene Ontology annotation, molecular function: pectinesterase activity; pectinesterase inhibitor activity. The record is from RefSeq and is a predicted model, not a curated record.